UAUUCCCUAAUCGGGCCAGAGGCCUCCUCACAGCUCCCUGAUGAGAAACGCAGGAGAGCCCUGACAAACAACAUCCCAACCCCGCUAAAUCGUUGAGCAGAGGGAGCCUGCGAGGUGCCAACACUCCUGAGAGAAAAGACGGGAGAGAGAGAGAGAGAGAGGGGGAGAGGGAGGAAAGAAAUCGCAGGUUAUUUAUAACGCCAGGCAGCACCAGGGGCUCUCCAGUCUCUCCUGCAAGGCUGCGGCUGGCGGAGGUCACUCCCCGCCAUCCCCGCCGAGCCCGGGCCGUGCCAGCUCCGGGAUCUGGGGCGGGCACGGCGCUGCUGCGGCUCGGGAGCCUCCCUCCCUCCCAUGCUGCCGGUGCCACGGCACAGCCCGCAGCAGCCUUUGCACAGGAGGAGAGCACCUCGGUCCCUCCAGCGCCAUGCCUCGGGCCACCACCCUCAUCCUCAUCCUGGCCGGGCUCUGCUGCUCCUCGCUGGGCCAGUACAACGAGGAGGAGGACCUGGCGUGGCUCCAGUACUACCUGCGGCAGUCCCGCUCCUCCUCCUACAACUACGUGCCCUACUACGAGGAGGAAAGCCCCGCGUACGCCUACUCCUACCCCUCAGCCACCGACACGGAGCCCGAGCCCGAGCCCGAGCCGCAGCAAGCGGCGCCCUGGCGGUGUCCCCAGGAGUGUGACUGUCCCCCCAACUUCUCCUCGGCCAUGUACUGCGACACGCGCGGCCUGCGGUACCUGCCCUUCGUGCCGUCGCGCAUGAAGUACGUCUACUUCCAGAACAACCUCGUCACCUCCAUCCAGGAGGGCGCCUUCGACAACGCCACCGAGCUGGAGUGGCUGGCGCUGCACAACAAUCAGAUCAGCAGUGAGAAGAUGGGGAAAAAGGUUUUCGGGAAGCUGCGGCGCCUGGAGAGGCUCUACAUGAACAACAACAACCUGACGCGGCUGCCCAGCCCGCUGCCGCGCUCGCUGCGGGAGCUCCACCUCUCCUACAACCACAUCUCCAAGGUGCCUUCCAACGCCCUGGAGGGGCUGGAGAACCUCACGGCGCUCUACCUCAGCCACAACUUCAUCUUCGAGCUGGGCGCCUCCCUCAAGGGGCUCAAGUCGUUGAUUUUGGCCGAUCUGAGCUACAACAACCUGCGGAGGGUCCCCGACGGGCUGCCGGCGUCGCUGGAGCAGCUGUACCUGGAGUACAACUACAUCAACGCCAUCCCCGAGGGGUAUUUCCAGGGGUCCCCCAGGCUGCUCUACGUGAGGAUGUCCCACAACAGCCUGAGCGACCAAGGGCUCUCCAGCAGCACCUUCAACAGCAGCAGCAUCCUGGAGCUGGACCUCUCCUACAACCGCCUGCAGAAGAUCCCGCGCGUCAACACCAACCUGGAGAACCUCUACCUGCAGGGGAACCAGAUCAACGAGUUCUCCAUCAGCAGUUUCUGCUCCGUGGUCGAUGUCAUGAACUACUCGCGCCUCCAGGUGCUGCGGCUCGACGGCAACGGCAUCAAGAGGAACGCGGUGCCCCCGGACGCGCCGCUGUGCCUGCGCCGCGCCAGCGUCAUCGAGAUCUGAGCCGGACCUGUGUCCCCUUUCCCGGGGUGUCCCCUCCUUCCCGGGGUGUCCCCUCCUUCCCGGGGUGUCCCCCGUUCCCGGGGUGUCCCCUGUUCCCGGGGUGUC
Prinia subflava (tawny-flanked prinia) is the source of this 1678-nucleotide messenger RNA. RefSeq names its product fibromodulin (gene FMOD). The transcript has 3 exons. Bases 425 to 1573 code for a protein of 382 amino acids. Lineage: Eukaryota; Metazoa; Chordata; Aves; Passeriformes; Cisticolidae. The record is from RefSeq and is a predicted model, not a curated record. Gene Ontology annotation, molecular function: protein binding.